AGACAACGUAAACUUACUGCUAGAGGUUUACCAAAGCAAAAACCGAUUCCAGGUGUCGAAAAAGUAGUGGUUGUUGCAUCUGGUAAAGGAGGUGUCGGAAAAUCAACAACUGCAGUAAACCUUGCUCUAGGAAUGAAACACGUAAAAAAGUCGCUGACUAUAGGAUUAUUAGAUGCAGAUGUGUUUGGACCGUCAAUACCGCGGUUAAUGAAUUUAAAUGGGAAUCCUCGACUUACAACUGAUGGACUGAUGGUACCGUUAGUCAAUUAUGAGAUACCUUGCAUGUCAAUGGGCUUUUUGAUUGAUGAUGGUGCUCCAAUUAUUUGGCGAGGAUUGAUGGUUAUGUCUGCCAUUCAAAAGCUGUUAUAUACCGUCGCAUGGAAUAAAUUAGACGUCUUAGUUAUCGAUAUGCCACCUGGAACAGGAGACACCCAACUCUCAAUAAGUCAAUUGGUUCCUGUGACAGGCAAGCAAUCAUCUACGAGAGUGCUGAUUUCUGAUAUGAGUGCGGUCAUUGUAUCUACACCUCAGGACAUAGCAUUAAUGGAUGUACGCAGAGGAACCGAAAUGUUUCGUAAAGUGAAUGUUCCUAUAUUAGGAUUAGUGCAAAAUAUGAGCUCUUAUCAGUGUCCAAAGUGUGGCCAUGUCUCUCACAUUUUCGGCCAUGAUGGUGCUCAUGCAGUUGCAGAUGAAAUGAAAAUAGAAACGAUAGGAGAUAUUCCUUUAACAUUACGCAUUCGUGAAACAUCUGAUCACGGUACACCAAUUACGGUUUUAAAUCCUGAUAGCACAGAGGCAGAGGCGUAUUUCCAAGUUGCUAAAAAGAUCAUUAACAAAUUGGCAUCGACUUGA
Messenger RNA from Trichoplax adhaerens, 852 nucleotides. RefSeq lists its product as uncharacterized. The transcript is spliced from 10 exons. Lineage: Eukaryota; Metazoa; Placozoa; Uniplacotomia; Trichoplacea; Trichoplacidae. The record is from RefSeq and is a predicted model, not a curated record. The annotation marks the transcript as partial. Gene Ontology annotation, cellular component: mitochondrion. Gene Ontology annotation, molecular function: ATP-dependent FeS chaperone activity; 4 iron, 4 sulfur cluster binding; ATP binding. Gene Ontology annotation, biological process: iron-sulfur cluster assembly; mitochondrial respiratory chain complex I assembly.